Molecule: messenger RNA, 1308 nt
Organism: Drosophila bipectinata
Lineage: Eukaryota; Metazoa; Arthropoda; Insecta; Diptera; Drosophilidae
Gene: Fkbp39
Product: FK506-binding protein 39kD
Cellular component (GO): chromatin; nucleolus
Molecular function (GO): peptidyl-prolyl cis-trans isomerase activity
Source: RefSeq, a predicted model, not a curated record
CACGUUUUCGCGGUCUUUUGGUCUCUCUGCCAGUCGGCGUCUGUUCGUUUCUGGGGAAAUUGAUUUCAUUUUUGUUUAAAGUUUUAAGUGCUAAGUAAAUAAUAAUUAGCAAAGAUGUCGAUGUUUUGGGGUCUUAGCAUGAAGCCUAACCGCAAAUACACCCAGACGAUUGUCAAAUCGUUUCAUAUAUCGGGUGUGGCCCUGGACAAAGGUGAUGAGGCUAAAUUAUACCUUAUGGCCGAGAAGCAGAAGUACAUUGUGGCCACCGUGUCUAAAACCAUUCCCCAGGUGCCUUUGGAUUUGAAUUUUAGCAAGGGCGAUCAGAUCAUGUUCCAGACCACCGGUGAUGCCACUGUUUCCCUGUUGGGCUACUUGCAUGAUAUCGACUCGGACGAAGACGACGAGGAUUUCAACAUCGAGAAUGUGCUGAAGGGCAUAAGCAAAAAAAACGGAAAGGCCGAUGAAGAUGAGGACGAAGAUGACGAUGAUGAGGAAGAUGAGGAUGAUGAGGAUGAAGACGAGGAUGUCGAUGAUAGCCAGCUUAUGGAAGAAUACGAGUCUUUCCUUGAGAAUGGAGAGGAGGAGGAUUCUGAGGAUGACGAAGAUGAGAGCGGCGAAGAUGAGGAGGACUCUGAUGAUGAGGAGGAGGAGGUAGUGGAGGAGCCUAAGGCAAAACAGGCCAAACUUUCACCUGGCGCCAAAGCUAAGGGAAAGCCAGCCAAAGAACAGAACGGCGUGGCCAAGAAGGACCAGCCCAAGCAGCAGCAGCAGAAGGCAAAAGGUGACAAACCUGAGUCUAAAAAGGAGGAGCCCAAUCAAAAGCAGGCCCAACAAGCUGCUGGAGGGGAGCGCACAGUCAGUGGCGGCGUGAAGGUAUCGGAUGUUGUGGUUGGCAAAGGAGACGAAGCUAAGUCCGGAAAGCGCGUCUUUGUUUACUACACUGGUCGCCUGCAGUCGAACAACAAGACCUUCGACAGCCUCGCCAAGGGCAAAGGAUUCAAGUUUGCAUUGGGUCGUGGCGAGGUGAUCAAGGGCUGGGACGUGGGUGUUGUCGGCAUGAAGGUUGGUGGCAAGCGCCGCGUCACCUGCCCUCCGCAUAUGGCUUACGGUUCGCGCGGAGCCCCUCCGAAGAUCCCACCCAAUUCAACACUGGUCUUCGACGUGGAGCUGAAGGCUGUCCAGUAAUCGGCCCCACAUCAUAUAGACUUGUAAACGUAGCUCUAAGAAUCCGCAUCGUACAACCCUUUGAGAAAAACUGAUAAAAUGUUGAAUAAAUGCACGUUGUUUUCUACGCUGUUCAAAAAUCAA